Messenger RNA from Zootermopsis nevadensis, 2089 nucleotides. It is a transcript of the gene Non1, whose product is annotated as nucleolar GTP-binding protein 1. The record is from RefSeq and is a predicted model, not a curated record. Lineage: Eukaryota; Metazoa; Arthropoda; Insecta; Blattodea; Termopsidae. Gene Ontology annotation, molecular function: GTP binding.
UUGGCAAUGGUUGUUGCCCCUAGAAUACGUUGGUAACGCCUGUACUAGGUCAUACGUAAGCACUUUGCACGUGUGUUGGGGAGGUUUGUCCAGAAAUUUCACAUUUCGUAAAUAUCGGUAGGCAGAUAGCCAUGGCGAUGUAUAAUUUUAAGAGGAUAGCAGUGGUCCCACCAGCAAAGGACUUCGUUGAUAUUAUUCUUUCUAAGACGCAGCGUAAAACACCGACAGUGAUCCACAAACAUUAUAAGAUAUCUCGCAUUCGUCAGUUCUACAUGCGCAAAGUGAAAUACACUCAGCAGAACUUUCAUGACAGGCUUUCUCGGAUUAUACAGGAAUUUCCGAAGUUGGAUGACGUACAUCCAUUUUAUGCAGACUUGAUGAACAUCCUGUAUGAUAAAGAUCAUUAUAAGCUGGCUUUGGGACAGUUGAACACUGCUAGACACCUUGUAGACAAUGUGGCAAAGGAUUAUGUUCGCCUUUUGAAGUUUGGAGAUUCUUUGUACCGUUGUAAGCAACUGAAAAGAGCUGCCUUGGGUCGGAUGGCAACUAUAAUGAAACGUCAGAGCCAGAACUUGCAGUACCUGGAGGAAGUACGUCAGCACCUUGCCCGUCUCCCAUCUAUUGACCCAUAUACCAGAACCAUCAUCAUCUGUGGUUUUCCAAAUGUUGGAAAAUCCAGCUUCAUCAAUAAGAUUACACGAGCUGAUGUGGAGGUUCAACCAUAUGCAUUUACAACAAAGUCACUCUAUGUAGGCCACAUGGACUAUAAGUAUCUUCGCUGGCAGGUGAUUGAUACACCUGGAAUAUUGGAUCAUCCACUAGAGGACCGUAAUGUGAUUGAGAUGCAGGCAGUGACAGCACUUGCUCACCUGCGUGCUGCAGUGCUGUACGUGAUGGACCUCUCUGAGCAGUGCGAUCACAGUCUUGAAGAUCAGAUGAAGCUGUUUGAAAGCAUUAAGCCCCUCUUUGUGAACAAGCCAUUAUUGGUGGUACUGAACAAAGCAGACAUAGUGAAGUUGGAAGAACUGAGCCCCGAGAAGCGGGCUCUGUUGGCACCCCUCGAGUCAGAGAACAUUCCUGUUAUGGAGAUGAGCACAGUUGCAGAGCAGGGCGUCAUGGAAGUGAAGCAGGAGGCAUGUGAGAGACUUCUUGCAUACAGAGUUGAGAUGAAAGUGAAAACAAAGAAGGUGGAAGGUGUCCUGAACCGUCUGCACGUUGCCUUGCCGGCAUCAAGAGAUGAGAAAGCUCGCCCACCCUGUAUACCAGAGAAUGUGCUGAAACGUCGUCAGGAGGCUGCCACACGUGGAGUGAAGCGUAAGCUGGAGAAGGAUAUUGAGGAAGAGAUGGGAGAUGAUUAUAUUCUAGAUCUUAAGAAGAACUAUGACUUACCAGAUAGUUAUAAGUAUGACAUCAUUCCUGAGAUCUGGGAAGGACACAACAUUGCUGACUACAUAGACCCAGACAUGUUUGAGAAACUGACACAGCUGGAAGCAGAGGAGGUGGCACGUGAAGAGGCGGGUUACUAUGCAGUGCCCAAGAUAGAGAUGGAUGAGACCCUGAAAGAGAUUCGGGAGUUGGCACGUCAAAUCCGGGAUAAGAAAAUCAUCAUGAGGCAGGAGCGGGCCAUCGUGAAGAACUCCACUAAGCCUGUUGUACCCCGAACAGCUCCUGCCAAGGUUCGUGGCCGUAGUGUGUCACGCCUUUGUUCUGAGAUGGAGCAGCUUGGAGUAGAUAUGUCUGAUACCAGUGGUGCCCAUUUCACCAGGACUCGAAGCAAGGUCCGUUCUGUGUCUCGUCCUCCAUUGAAACGCAUGCGGGUUGAUUCGGAAGGUCGGUCCAGGAGUAUGUCUCAACCACCCAGAGAUGAGAUGGGCAUCAAGGACAUUGCUAUGAAAAAGAAGUUGAAGAAGGCUGCCCAUAAAGCAAUUGCAAAGAAGGUUGGCAAGAAAGGUCUUAAGGGUGAAGCUGACAGAUUCAUUGGCACCAAGAUGCCUAAGCAUUUGUUUUCUGGAAAGCGUGGUAUUGGCAAAACUGAUCGUCGAUAAUGUACCAUUGUUAUAAUAUUAAAGAUGUUAUUUUUCUUUCAUUG